Messenger RNA from Dipodomys ordii (Ord's kangaroo rat), 2281 nucleotides. RefSeq names its product chloride intracellular channel 4 (gene Clic4). The transcript is spliced from 5 exons. NCBI's taxonomy places the organism in Eukaryota, Metazoa, Chordata, Mammalia, Rodentia, Heteromyidae. Bases 1 to 693 code for a protein of 230 amino acids. The record is from RefSeq and is a predicted model, not a curated record.
AUGGCGUUGUCGAUGCCGCUGAACGGGCUGAAGGAGGAGGACAAAGAGCCCCUCAUCGAGCUCUUCGUCAAGAAUAAAAAAUCAUCUAAUUCUGACCCCUGUUUGCCCAACAGGAAGCCAGCAGACCUGCAGAACUUGGCUCCUGGGACCCACCCACCAUUUAUAACUUUCAACAGUGAAGUGAAAACAGACGUUAAUAAAAUUGAGGAAUUUCUUGAGGAAGUCUUAUGCCCUCCCAAAUACUUAAAGCUUUCGCCAAAACAUCCAGAAUCAAAUACUGCUGGAAUGGACAUCUUUGCCAAAUUCUCUGCUUAUAUCAAGAAUUCACGUCCAGAGGCUAAUGAAGCACUGGAGAGGGGGCUGUUGAAAACACUGCAGAAACUGGAUGAAUAUCUGAAUUCCCCCCUCCCUGAUGAGAUCGACGAGAACAGCAUGGAGGAUAUCAAGUUUUCCACACGGAAAUUUCUGGAUGGUAAUGAAAUGACACUGGCUGAUUGCAACCUGCUGCCCAAGCUGCACAUCGUCAAGGUGGUGGCUAAAAAGUACCGCAACUUCGACAUCCCCAAAAGCAUGACAGGCAUCUGGAGGUACCUGACCAACGCCUCCAGCAGAGACGAGUUCACCAACACCUGCCCGAGCGACAAGGAGGUAGAGAUCGCCUACAGCGAUGUCGCCAAAAGACUGAGCAAGUAAAGCUGCGCUCGAGAGACGGCUCCAGACCCCUCCUAAGCGCCUGCUUUCCUCACGGACUGUUCUUCCGUCUGCAGUAGAGAUGCGUUUUGCAUGAACACGCAGUUACUCAUGAUUAGAAUCAGGAUAGACAAGGUGCAGUAGUUGAAAACACACUCCUAAGCAGUAUUAUUGUCCAGUCCCACCACCCCUGCCCACAGCCUCCGUCCUCUGAUCUGGAGACACUCCAUCUGAAGCUUGUCUGUUCACAGAGUGCAAUGUGUUACUUAAAUAGAAGCCAUGAUGUCAGUCUCCUCUCCCCCCCCCCCCCCCCCCCCGCCCUCCAGCCCUGAUGGUUCUGGAAUUUCCUUAGAGCUUGAGAGAGAGGAUGGCUGCACAGGCCUUAGUGGAAAGAGCUGGUGCCCAAGCCACGCGGGCUCUGCCUGUGCGGAGCCUCUCACCGCCCAUGCUGCCCCCGCCCCGUGACGGGGGCUGUGUGCCGAGAGGGGUGGCGGCACUGCCAUGGUCAGGAAAUCGCAGCCACCUUGGUGUUGAAAGCUGCUUUUCAGGCCUCGUGGGCGCACAUGCCGGACAGCCAUUGCCUGAGCUCCAGCUGGAAGUGGUGAGGUGCGCAGAGAUGAACUUCAGGUGAAGUGGAGGGGGUGUGGCGAAGCAUAUUUCCGUAGCUAACUUAAAUCAAGCCUGUCCUCCCUCCCUCCCUCCCUCCCUUCCAGUGGUAGUUGCUUUGCCCAGUCUCCUCCAGCGUCGGCCAGCCCGUGGGGGAGAGGCAUUUCUUGUUGAGUUGAGAUCUAGUCCAGAGAUGCAUGUCGCAUGAAGUGGAGCUUGGUGAGGCUCACUGUGUUCUUCCCAAAAUGAACUAAGUUCCGCUCUAAGGACUGGGCGUGACUGCACGUGGUCGCGUGACGAUGAGUGCAUCUCACAGAGCGUUGUCUUGAGGUAUAGCUCUAGGAUGGCGGCGCCCCCCUGUGCUGCAUGGGCAUCGGCGCCUGGCUUUGUGGUCGCGCUGCCUUUCUACCCUGGCAGCGAGGAGUGUGGAACAGCCACAUGAGCAAACUCCAGCUUGUGUCCCUUUGGCCUGGUCAUGGCGAACGGCCUUAAAGUGUGAGGAGGGGCCGGAGAGGGGCUAUGAACGAACGGGACCCAGUGGGCUGGGCGCCUCUGGAGAGGAAGCUAUGCUCCUCACAAUGGCCAAAUUCCCUGCACAGCAUUUCCACUUAGGUAUUUCCCCUCCUCCUGGCGUCUCCUUUACCGGUGACCCACUCGUGCUGGGGAGGCGGUGUGGGCACUGCCACAGGCUGGCAUUUCCCUGUGGGAGGAGGUGUGCUGCGCACGGCUGGCUGUGUGGAGGAAGGAAGGCCCUGCAGCUCGCAGCAUGCGCGCGUGUGUAUGUGCGUGCGCGCACACGUGCGUGUGUGCACGUGGGGGCGGGGCCAGGAGGUUGCCGUCCACGGAGGGAAAGCUCGCCAGCUCCUCUGCCCUCCGGGAGCACAGCACAGUCAGAGUCCAAGUCUCAUUUCCUGAGGGUACUGAGGUUUCUUUAAUUAAGCAUUUGGAAAGUCCUUUACUGUUCCAGUUGAUAUUCCCCCCCUUU